Molecule: messenger RNA, 1105 nt
Organism: Prorocentrum cordatum
Lineage: Eukaryota; Dinophyceae; Prorocentrales; Prorocentraceae
Source: the annotation of a GenBank genome assembly
GCGAAAAGAGCUGGAGCUUCAUUCCCAGCUCUACGGCGAUCAUUACCAGAUUCGGUCCUUUGAUGAUAUGUCCACCUGCUCAGGCUCCGAGGGCGACGACAGCAGCGAUGAGGACUCGGAGGCUGGUUGGGAACCCCCCGCAGCAGCGGCGGGCAUGGCCCCGCGGGCAGCGGCGCGGUUUGACGACAGCGAGGUGGACCCGUUCGAGUGCCUCGACGCCGAGCUCGACGUGGACCAUGUGCUGGAGGCCAGUGACAUGCAGGCAGUCGCUGGAGCUGCGCCGCCUGGAGCAGCCGAGGGUGAAGGCCCCGCCGCUUCCGCUGCGCCUGCGGCCGUGAGCCCGCAGGGAGGUGCGCGAGGGCAGGCCGCGCCCCCCCCGCCCAGGGCUGGCUCCGCGUCCAGCCGAGAGAUCAGGGCGAGCUUGCCAGGUUUCGCUAUCGAUGACGAGACGUGGCACAGCACCGCGGCUGCGCCCAGGUCCGACGUGGAGUCGCUGGAGUGCAGUGCGGUCGAAUCAGCCGCCUUUCUUGUUGGUGGUGCCCUGUUACCUCAGAUCAGCAUCCAGUACGGGAAGUGGGCCGAGCACGUGGAGAGGGCCAUCUACACAUCAUGGUUGCAGUACACUGGGGCGCAUGUCGCGCAGCUCAGAGGAUCGGCAAACUUCGACGUCGCAGCAAGCAGGCCACUGAUGAUCGGCGGCUACUUGCAGAGGCUGGACGGGAGCUUCGUGACCGCGUCCCUGCCAAAGCCCGCCGAUGCUACAUGGCGGGUCGUGCUGGCGUGCGUCGCGGAGCUCGUCCCCAGCGGCAGCAGCAGCGGCGACCUCCGUGAUGACGGUGAGCUCGGGUCGCCCCUUGGAGGCGAGUCUCAGGGCGAGGUGAAGAGUUGCAAGGCGUUGGUUGCGAGCUUGGGUGACGUGCACGCCAUCUCGGACAGCCGCCUGGCGGCCUUCGAGGAGGCGGCCUUUGCAGCUGCAGCGCGUGCCAUGCAGUCGGCGGCCCACAAGUCCCUGCAGCGGCUUCGGCAGUGGAUUGGAUCGGACGAGGCCACGCCGUUGGUUUUUCGCUCCCUUCGGGAGCGGCAUCUGGCAGCAGACGAGGUCCUG